UUACGGAAGAGGACGUUGUUUUGAAAUGGUUAUAGAUGUAUAACUACAGCUAUGUGAAGGAAUAUUCAGACCUGUUUGCACUAGCAGAACAUGUGUAUAGUCAGAAGGCAGAAGUGGCUUAUGACGAACUCAUAAGAGUUUAAUUCAGCUGCUUGCUGCACUGCUCGGUCGUGUGUCGCUGAUUUACUGUCGCACACAUUGAUUCGACAGUGUCCAGACCUUGAAGAGUGUAAAGAUGGCUUCUGUGGGACACUUGGUGUGCAGGCGGUGGUUGUGUGGUGGUCUGGGCAGAUCACCAGCAGCUCCCGGGCUCAGCAGGUCGCUCACCUCCUCCAGCACACGCAGGAGCACCAUGCCAGCCUGGGUCAUUGACCAAUACGGAGGAAAUGAUGUUCUACGGUUCACUAAAAACGCCAGAUUCCCCAUCAUCAACUACCCCAACGAGGUCAUCGUCAAAGUGUGUGCGGCAGGACUGAACCCACUGGACGUCAGCAUGAGAGGGGGCUAUGGUGCCGCUACACUCUCGAUGAAGAGGGACCCUCUGAAUAUCAAGCAGUCGGGCGAUGAGUUCCCUCUCACCCUGGGGAGGGACGUGUCGGGGGUCAUCAUGGAGUGUGGCUUGGAUGUGAAGUACUUCAGUGAAAGGGACGAGGUUUGGGCUGCGAUCCCACCUUGGAAACAGGGCAGCUUGGCUGAGUUUGUGGUGCUAAGUGCCAAUGAGGUGUCCCACAAACCAAAGUCCCUGAGCCACCCAGAGGCAGCAGCCAUUCCAUAUGUGGCAACCACCGCCUGGUCAGCACUGGUCAACACCGGUGGUCUCAGUAAGGACAACUGUGCCAAGAAGCGGAUCUUGAUCCUCGGAGGAUCCGGGGGCGUGGGAACCUUUGCUAUACAGAUGCUGAAGGCGUGGGGGGCCCAUGUGACUGUUACCUGCUCCCAGGAUGCCGAGCGGCUUGUAAGGGGGCUGGGGGCGGACCACGUGGUGGACUACACAGCUGGACCUGUCGAGGGGCCACUCAGUGAACUGGAGAAAUUCAACCUGAUCCUGGAUAAUGUCGGUGGGGACACGGAGCGUUGGGCGUUGGAUCUGCUUAAGCCCUGGUGCGGCGCCAAGUAUGUCACACUCGUGACUCCGUUCCUCCAGAACACGGACAUGCUGGGCAUCGCUGAUGGCAUGAUGCAGACUGCUGCUACCGUGGCAACCAAGGCCCUCAAGCACCUUGUUAAAGGAGUUCACUACAGGUGGGGAUUCUUUGCACCAAGUGGCCCUGCACUGGAUGAUAUUAGGGAAAUGGUGGAUGCAGGACAGAUCCGACCUGUGGUGGAGGAGACGUUCCGAUUUUCCCAGGUGCCCCAGGCCCUGGAGAAGAUGGAGAAGGGUCACGCCCGAGGAAAAACUGUAGUCCAGGUCAUAAACGAGGGGGAUGACUCAUAGCCAUGACUCUUGGACACUAUACUCUCCUCUGAAUGACUAUGAAACAAAUGAUAUCAGUGAAUGGAAAAAAUCUUCAGAUCCUGGGUUGUCGCAUCCCCAGCUGCAAACGUACAUACUGUAUAUAAACAGUAAACAUGGUCACUACAGUUAUUGCUGUUCCCUUGUGGAUGUUGUAGCUUUACUGUGUAUGAUUACUGUCUGAGCACUUUAUUAGGAACGCCUGUCGAUUCACACCAGCAGGAAUCAAAUCUGAGAGCACUGGCGCCCUCCGCAGGCUGCUUGCAGGUGUUUCUUUCUUCCUCUCAUGCCGCUGCCUGUGUUACUGCCUGGUUGUCAAAAUGUUCUGUGCUCACGAACAUGUAUUUGUACGUCGAUUCUCAGACGUCCAGGUCAUGGUCUCUACAGGAGUUGUACAUGUGCACAUCAGAAACUAGACAAGGCAACACAAGCAAGUCAUGGUGCCAAUGUACACAGGAGCAAAUAUACAACUGGACUGUACAACUCAAGAUAUUUAACAAACUAGGUUCACAGCAACAUACGGAACGUGAGUGCAUUCACUUGACGAUUGGUCAGUAGUUUAAAGAAUAGAGCAAUUUACUUUAUUUGACCAUGUAACUAUAAACGGUAUAAACAAUCUUA
This is a messenger RNA of Limanda limanda (common dab), 2074 nucleotides long. RefSeq names its product reticulon 4 interacting protein 1 (gene rtn4ip1). Gene Ontology annotation, cellular component: mitochondrion. The transcript has 9 exons. The coding region runs from base 236 to 1435 and encodes 399 amino acids. The record is from RefSeq and is a predicted model, not a curated record. Lineage: Eukaryota; Metazoa; Chordata; Actinopteri; Pleuronectiformes; Pleuronectidae. Gene Ontology annotation, molecular function: oxidoreductase activity.